This is a messenger RNA of Penicillium longicatenatum, 489 nucleotides long. RefSeq lists its product as uncharacterized. Lineage: Eukaryota; Fungi; Ascomycota; Eurotiomycetes; Eurotiales; Aspergillaceae. The transcript has a single exon. The record is from RefSeq and is a predicted model, not a curated record. Bases 1 to 489 code for a protein of 162 amino acids.
AUGUCCCACUUUUUCCCCACAGCCGAGUAUGCCGAAGAUCAACCUUUGGCGCGAACUAUUCUCGCCACCCAUGUUGCCAGUCGCGGUUUUCAGCUAGGAACUGCGCUAGGCUUGAUAAGCUUCACUAUUGAAUCUGCGUUCAAACGUCGAUCUAUGACCAUGCCUCUUCUCCUUCGCUCGGCAGGCGCCGGAAGCAUCAUUGGUGCUGGAAUAUCAACCGCCGGGAUGAUUGCCAGGAUGUGGGGACGAGAGGAUAUUGAGUGGAGAGAUCGCAGUUGGCGGCUACGAUACAAUACAGGGCAGUUGGCAAUUGAUAAUUGGGGUGAGCCGGGGGCGGUCAUAGGAGCUGUUGUGGUGGCCUUACGGAGGCCUUCUGUGGCUAUUUUAGGGGGGUGGCGCGGUCUAAUUGGCGGGGCAGGUAUCGGGUCCUUGAUUGGAGUGAUCGGGUGUAUCACUUUUGAGGAAGCAUUCCAGCAUAAAAGUAAAUGA